AUGAACUGGGACGCUGCACGCCGUCAAUGUGAAAGCGAAGGAGCUCAUUUAGCUGUCGUAGACACGUUAUCCAAAAGGGACACUUUGCUAAGCUACAUAACCGGCAGAGGAAUGUAUUCGCUUUUCUGGGUUGACGGCAUAGAGCCCAAAAAUGAUGGAAACUGGAUAUGGUACUCUAACAACACACCCAUAAACAGUUCGUUGUGGCUGCCUGGUGAACCCAAUGACCUCAGCCGGGAAGAUUUAAGGACUUGGGGAUCCUGGGGUUCCUGGGGUUCAUGCUCUGUAACGUGCGGUUCACAAGGUCUAAGGUCCCGUACUCGUGUAUGUGAAAACCCCGCACCUGUUGGCACCGGAAAACCCUGCCCUGGAGCUGACAGACAAACUGAAGUGUGUUAUCCUCCACCGUGUCCUACCUGUCAGGUACAUAAUGUUCCUGGGGCUACUACCUCGGUAUCUGCGGCAAGGAUAUAUGAAAAUGAAUACGUGAAGUACCACUGUCUACCGGAACAUACACUGAUCAGUGGGAGUUUGAAAAGAACAUGUCAGGCUGACGGCACUUUAACAAACGAGGAGCCGCAGUGCAAAAAAUGCUGUGGAAAGGCACGUUACAUCGUGAACGGCUAUCCCGACACGCCUGCCUCCUUGUGCUAUGGUGAUCAUGUCAACUAUCUGUGUGACAGAGGUUACAAGUCCUCAAACAGCACACCUAUCGUCUGCUCGUCACCCUACGAAUGGAAGUACUUACCCCUGCCUAAAUGUGAACCCGAUGGAGAAUGCGACUCGGCUGAUAUCGCAGCUCCCCAAGACGGCUAUAAGGCGUGUUCUGGGGACGAACUAGACAAAGUGUGCUACAUGCAUUGUUCCAACGGACAGCAAUAUACAGGGGGACAUGACGUGUUUGAGUGCAGCGUAAAGACUGGCUGGGAAUGGAAAGUGCGUCUACGAGGAAGCACGAGCUAUGUGCGCAGCAACAUAGGGACGUGUCAAAUUUCGGAUGAUCCGUCGGGUCUGCUCAUGUUCCUGACGGGUCCUGAGUUGAGGACAUCCUCUUCGGAGCCGGAUGAGGCACUGAUAGAAGAGAUAAAAGAUGAAAUGAUGAAAAAGCUGCUUGCAGCAAAUAUUUGCACAGAUCCUUGCAAGAUACAAAAUAUUGAGGUAGAACAAGCUGUUGGACACGUUAAUCGAAGAUCAGUUCCCCAAGAAAAAUUGUUCAAGAUGAAGAUCAGUCUGUAUGCCGCACCUGCCAAGGGCUCCACCACAACGCAACAAUCGACCAGAAUUGAGCUCUCCAGAAUUAUGAAGCUUUUGAGCACAAAAGCCGCAGCUUUAAAACAAGCCAUAACCUCACAGGCAAUUACACUAGAAAUAGAUGGCGCUCGUGUAACAGUUAAGGGGGAUAACAUCCAGAUUUCAAGGCCAUCCCUGGUGUGUCUCGAUGGAUCUAUUAGGAAAGGCUUUGACUGUUUCACCUGUCCUGCAGGCACUUACCAUGAUUUAGCUGAUAAGCAGUGUGCGUCAUGCCCAUUUGGACAAUAUCAGGACCAACCCGGUCAGAUGUCCUGCAAACUGUGUCCGAACGGCACCACCACAGACAGAUUAGGAAUCAGCAACUCGUCCCAAUGCAGAGAAUACGAGGGUUGUAACUGUGGUAUACACCCGUGCAUAUUAAAUGGUACAGCCUUUGAAUGCAGUUGCCUACCUGGUUAUAAAUCUGACAACGGAACCUGCAUCGAUAUCGAUGAAUGCCUGUCAGACAUAUGUCCAGCGAAUUCCAGGUGUAUCAAUAAGGAGGGGUCUUACAGGUGUGAAUGUCUACCUGGAUAUGAAGGGGAAUAUUGUACAGAUAUCAACGAAUGCAAGUACCCCGACAGCUGCCCCAACUCUAAGAUGCUGUGUAUGAACACAGUGGGGAGUUAUAGCUGUACAUGUCCAAGUGGGCUGUUUGGAGACAAUUGUGACAGUAAGUGUCCCCAAAAUUCCACCGAUACCGGCAACAGCUGUCUGUACAUUUCGGACACUAUGGUCAGUUACAGCGGUGCAUUGAACUUAUGUGGAAAUUUCCACGCAGGAGCGCAUUUGGUUGACGUGAAAGAUAAGAUAUCGUUUAAACGGUUAACUUAUAACCUGCAGUCAAAGAGAUAUUGGAUGGGUCUUAACGACAUGGCUGCUGAGGGACAGUUUGUGUACAGUGAUGGGACCACGAUGACGUCAUACAACGAAUGGGGAAGUCGGGAUUCAGUUCCGCCUUCUAACGAUCGUGGCAAGAACUGCGUCAUCAUGGACGGCGGGGCAGCUUUCACAUGGAGUGUUGUUGAUUGUGACGACCUGAAUUUUGCAAUCUGCGAGUUUACACAAGUGUAAAUGUUGACUUCGUAAAACAUUUAUAUUGACGAAAAACACUAUGAUUUUGCCUCCAAAUUACAUUCUCACCUCUAAUUAAAGCUGAAAUAUCAAAGAUGAAGUAUGGUUCUGAAUUCUGUAAGACGGCCCACAAUGUAGACUACUCUGCUUUUCUUAAUUUUUUUCCAAUAUUACGUCCAAUUAAGUUCCACAACAUCCAAGCAUUUGGCAAUACAGUAGUCGCAGUGAAACCUUCUUUACAUCAGGAAUUUACUGUAAUACACCAACGAGUUGUUAACACUACGGUAUGUCGAACAAUUAAGAUAAAAUGGAUAAGAACUGCAGAAAAAAUCCACGUAAGCAGGAUGUGAUAGGCAUCUUUUAAAUAACACGUAACAUGUAUAGCCACUUUAUGCUGUCCAAUCAAAAUAUUUUUAUAGAAACAUGACAUUGCAUUAAUCUCAUGCAUAAAAGUGUUUUCUUCAAACUGUCGCCCGAUUUAAAUUGAUUAUACUUAAUUCAGAUUGAAAUUAGUUGACAUAAAGGAAAUAAAC
Molecule: messenger RNA, 2897 nt
Organism: Lingula anatina
Lineage: Eukaryota; Metazoa; Brachiopoda; Lingulata; Lingulida; Lingulidae
Molecular function (GO): calcium ion binding
Source: RefSeq, a predicted model, not a curated record